CCCCUUUGCCUGUUUUUAAUAGGGUAUUUAACUUUUUAUUAUAGUGUUGUAAAAAUUCUUUCUACAUUCUAGAUGCAAGUCCCAAUGUGCUUUCUUGAAUGGAAGGAAAAGUUUCAAAACUUCUGACUUUAUGUUCUGAAGGAUUCUAUGAGGCUGACUUAUUCUUUUCUCUGUUUUCUUGUUUCUCACACCAAAGGGCAGCUUCUUUACAAUUUUAACUCAGUAUGAAUGACACUGUUUUUGGAGCACUGCCACCGCUUCUGUUUGAAAUUUUGAACUAAUAGCAUUAACACUCCAGAACUGUCCCACACACUACCCAGAAAACACAACUACCCUACCAUCUUCUUCUAAGAGAAAAGAUAGUUUCUUCCAUAAAAAUAGUCAAGUUCAGAUAAUUUUAAACUUUUAUAAAGUACACACAUCAUCUAGGGAUCUAACUAAUCAUCUGUGGUGGCUUUAAAAUGUCCACAAAUUCUCUGGCACUCUUUCUUUCAAAAGGGACUUUACCCCUCACCCCUUGAGUACGGGCUGAAUUAUAUGAUGCAUUUCUAAUGGAAAGAAGUAGGGUCGUGUCACUUCUAAGAUUAGGGGACACUGUGGCUUCCUCCUUGCUCUCUCUCUUGCUCUGGUCACGAGGACACUUGAGCAGCCCAACAGAGAGGUACACAUAGUGAGGAACUGAAGCCUCCUGCCAACAGCCAUGUUGCGCACGCCAUCUUGGAAGCGGUCCCUCCAGCUCCAGUCAAGCCAUCAAAGGACUGCAGCCCCUGACAACAUCCAGACUGCAACUCACGAGAGACCCAGAGGCAGAAGCACCCAGCUGAGCCACUCCCAACUUCCCAAGCCACAGAAAAUGAGAGAUAACAAAUGUUGGUUGUCUUAAGCCACUACCUCUCGAGGCACCCCUGGGACUCCCUGGCAAACCUCCCACUGAAGGAUGUGUCACUUUGGAGCCUCUGCGGAGCCUUCUUUCAGAAGGUGGAGCCCAGCCCCGACCGUCCGGCGAGGCGCAAACCGGACAAGGCGCGUGGAGUUGGAGGGCAUCCGUGGUUGUUUUUGUUCAGGAAGCCUGUGCUUUUUCUAUGGCAGGAAACUUGGCGCCCGUGCCCCUCAGCCCAGCCCCGCAGAGAUGCCUCCCCAGCUCUCAGAUGGCCUCAGCUACUCAGCCAAAGUCGUCCAGGGCACCCUGGACAGCCUGCCCCAGGCCGUGAGAGAGUUCGUGGAGAGCAACGCCAAGCUGUGCUGGCCCGACCAGAUCCACAUCUGCGACGGCUCCGAGGAUGAGAACCGACAGCUGCUGGGCCACAUGGAGGAGGAGGGCGUGAUCAAGAGGCUGAGGAAGUAUGACAACUGCUGGUUGGCUCUCACUGACCCCAGGGAUGUGGCCAGAAUUGAAAGCAAGACGGUCAUCAUUACUCAAGAGCAAAGAGAUACGGUGCCCAUCCCCAAAACCGGCCUCAGUCAACUGGGUCGCUGGAUGUCUGAGGAGGAUUUUGAGAAAGCGUUCAAUGCCCGAUUUCCAGGGUGCAUGAAAGGUCGCACCAUGUACGUCGUCCCGUUCAGCAUGGGGCCCCUGGGCUCGCCUCUGUCCAGGAUCGGCGUGGAGCUGACAGACUCGCCCUACGUGGUGGCCAGCAUGCGUGUCAUGACACGGAUGGGCACGCCCGUCCUGGAGGCGCUGGGGGACGGGGAGUUCGUCAAGUGCCUCCAUUCCGUGGGGUGCCCUUUGCCUUUAACAAAGCCUUUGGUUAACAACUGGGCCUGCAACCCGGAGAUGACACUCAUCGCCCACCUGCCCGACCGCAGAGAAAUCAUCUCCUUCGGGAGCGGGUACGGCGGGAACUCGCUCCUUGGGAAGAAGUGCUUUGCUCUCAGGAUGGCCAGCCGGCUGGCCAAGGAGGAGGGGUGGCUGGCAGAGCACAUGCUGAUUCUGGGCAUAACCAACCCCAAGGGCCAGAAGAAGUACUUCGCGGCUGCCUUUCCCAGCGCCUGCGGGAAGACCAACCUGGCUAUGAUGAACCCCACCCUCCCCGGGUGGAAAGUAGAGUGUGUGGGGGACGACAUCGCCUGGAUGAAAUUUGACCAACAAGGUAACUUGCGGGCCAUCAACCCAGAGAACGGGUUUUUUGGUGUCGCUCCUGGCACCUCUGUGAAGACCAACCCCAAUGCCAUCAAGACCAUCCAGAAGAAUACCAUCUUCACCAACGUGGCUGAGACCAGCGAUGGGGGCGUUUACUGGGAAGGCAUUGACCAGCCACUGGCCUCGGGCAUCAAGCUCAUUUCCUGGAAGGGCAAGGAGUGGGACCCCAAGAAUGGGGAGCCUUGCGCCCACCCCAACUCGCGGUUCUGCACCCCUGCCAGCCAGUGCCCCAUCAUCGACCCAGACUGGGAGUCUCCGGACGGCGUGCCCAUCGAGGCCAUCAUCUUCGGAGGGCGCCGGCCUGUUGGCGUCCCUCUGGUCUAUGAGGCUCUCAGCUGGCAGCAUGGCGUGUUUGUGGGUGCGGCAAUGAGAUCGGAGGCCACGGCAGCGGCGGAACACAAGGGCAAAGUCAUCAUGCACGACCCCUUUGCCAUGCGGCCCUUCUUCGGCUACAACUUCGGCCAGUACCUGGCGCACUGGCUUAGCAUGGCCCGGCGCCCCGAGGCCAAGCUGCCCAAGAUCUUUCACGUCAACUGGUUCCGGAAGGACGAGGCCGGCAGGUUCCUCUGGCCGGGCUUCGGCGAGAACUGCAGGGUGCUGGAGUGGAUGUUCGCCCGUGUUGGCGGCACAGGGGGCGCCAAGCUCACGCCCAUCGGCUACAUCCCCGACGAGGACGCCCUGGACCUUCGGGGCCUGGGGGACGUCAGCGUGAAGGAGCUCUUCCACAUCUCCAAGGAGUUCUGGGAGGAGGAGGUGGAAGACAUCCAGAAGUACCUGGAGGAGCAGGUGAACGCCGACCUCCCCCGUGAGAUAGAGAGCGAGGUCCUGGCCCUGAAACAAAGAAUCAGCCGGAUGUAAUCACAUCCACACCUCACCUGGUCCUGCGCCUCCAGUCCAUACAGUGCGAGAGAGAGAGCGAGAGAGAGAGAGAGAGACAGAGAGAGAGAGAGAGAGAGAGAGAGAGAGAGAGAGAGGGAGAGAGAGAGAGAGAGAGAGAGAGACGGGGCUUCCUAAGUUCUCACUGCCUGCAGCACCGCAAUGACCGCACCCAGGGGCCAAUCGAAAGACACCCCUUAAUUUUUCUGAUAAGACCACAGCAGAGUAAAGCUAGUCACUAAUGAGGCUGUGGAGGGAAAUCUCAGCAGGCUCCAAAGUUCACUAUGCAAUGCACCUUUGUUCAACUUAGGGACACUCAGGCUCAGUCUGUUUUGUUCUUUCUCUUUAGCUGUAUCAGUUAGCCGAAUGC
This is a messenger RNA of Kogia breviceps (pygmy sperm whale), 3386 nucleotides long. NCBI's taxonomy places the organism in Eukaryota, Metazoa, Chordata, Mammalia, Artiodactyla, Physeteridae. The record is from RefSeq and is a predicted model, not a curated record.